Mus pahari (shrew mouse) is the source of this 5279-nucleotide messenger RNA. It is a transcript of the gene Kansl1, whose product is annotated as KAT8 regulatory NSL complex subunit 1. Lineage: Eukaryota; Metazoa; Chordata; Mammalia; Rodentia; Muridae. Gene Ontology annotation, molecular function: histone acetyltransferase binding. Gene Ontology annotation, cellular component: NSL complex. The transcript is spliced from 14 exons. The record is from RefSeq and is a predicted model, not a curated record. Bases 701 to 3811 code for a protein of 1036 amino acids.
CCCGCUCGCUUGCUCGCUCCAUUCUCCCUCCGCUUCAGAUUAAAGGGGGGGAGGGAAAAGGAGCUCGGCCGCCAUUUUCCCAGUGCCGCCGCCGCCACCGCCACCGCUCGCCGAGCCGGCGGGAGAACCAAGCGCCGUAGCGAAGCCGACUCGUCUCGCCGCGGCGGCUUGGGGGGCGGCCGAAGUGCGCUCCCCGGCCGGGAAGAAGCGCCCGGGGUGGCGGCCGGGGUGCGGGCGCGGGCUGCAGACGGCGGCGCUUGUUUGUGCGGGGCGGGGGGGGCAGCUUUACCCUCUGCCCCCGCCCGCCCGCCGGGGCUGCGGUCCCCGGCCGUGCUCAGACCGGGCCGGAACGGAGGAAGGCCGGAGAAAGGGCCCGAAAGAGAAGAAAAAGCAGCCGCUCCCCGCCGCCGCCUUCCCCUCCCCCUCCGCCUCGCCCCCCCGCCCGGAAAGUCAGGGCGGCUCCGGGCGCCGGGGGGGAGGAGAGCGGCGGGCCGGGCCGGAGCAGCCGCCGCGCGCCCCCGCCCGCUGGUCCUCGGCGCCCAGGCCGGGGGGCUGUUUGCAAACUGCGCCCAUUUUGUGGGGCCGAAUCCGCCCGGGCUACGCUCCUCCAUCACGUGUGUGUUCUCAGGGGAGGCAGUAAGGGGCCGUGGAGCUGGCCUCAGCACUGGGAGAGGCUGGACUUCCUGUCUCUCUGUGCUGAAUGGCUGCGAUGGCGCCCGCUCUCACUGACGCAGCAGCUGAAGCACACCACAUCCGGUUCAAACUGGCUCCCCCAUCCUCCACCUUGUCCCCUGGCAGUGCCGAAAAUAACGGCAACGCCAAUAUUCUUAUUUCUGCCAACGGAACCAAAAGAAAAGCCAUUGCUGCGGAGGAUCCCAGUCUAGACUUCCGCAAUAAUCCUACUAAGGAAGACUUGGGAAAGCUGCAGCCAUUGGUGGCAUCUUAUCUCUGCUCUGAUGUAACAUCUGUUCCCUCAAAAGAGUCUUUGAAAUUGCAGGGCGUUUUCAGCAAGCAGACAGUCCUUAAGUCUCAUCCUCUUUUAUCUCAGUCCUAUGAACUCCGAGCUGAGCUGUUGGGGAGACAGCCAGUUCUGGAGUUUUCCUUAGAAAAUCUUAGAACCAUGAAUACAAGUGGUCAGACAGCUCUGCCACAAGCGCCUGUAAAUGGAUUGGCUAAGAAAUUGACUAAAAGUUCAACACAUUCGGAUCAUGACAAUUCCAGUUCCCUCAAUGGGGGAAAACGGUCUCUCACUUCAUCAUCUCUACAAGGUGGUGAGGUGGGGGGAUCUGACUCUGGGAACUUGAAGGGGGGUAUGACCAAUUGCACUCUUCCACAUAGAAGCCUUGAUAUACAACACACAACUCUAUAUAGCAAUAAUAGCACUGCAAACAAAUCUUCUGUUAAUUCCGUGGACCAGCCGGCACUUCAAGGAAGCAGCAGGUUAUCACCUAGUACAGACUCCAGCUCUAACUUGACAAAUGUGAAGUUAGAAGUCAAAAAGUCUCCUCUGUCUUCCAUUCUUUUCAGUGCUUUAGACUCUGAUACAAGGAUAACAGCUUUACUGAGGCGGCAGGCUGAUAUUGAGAUCCGUGCCCGGAGGUUACAGAAACGAUUACAGGUUGUGCAAGCCAAGCAGGUGGAGAGACAUUUACAGCACCAACUGGGUGGAUUUUUGGAGACGACAUUGAGUAAACUGCCAAACUUGGAAUCCUUAAGGUCCCGGAGCCAGUUGAUGUUGACCCGAAAGGCUGAAGCUGCCUUGAGAAAAGCUGCCAGUGAGUCUGCCACUUCAGAGGGACUUAGCAACUUUUUGAAAAGUGAUUCAAUUUCAGAAGAAUUGGAGAGAUUUACAGCUAGUGGCAUAACCAACCUGAGGUGCAGUGAGCAAGCGUUUGAUUCGGAUGUCACAGACAGUAGUUCCGGAGGGGAGUCUGACAUUGAAGAGGAAGAACUGACUCGAGCUGAUCCUGAGCAAUGCCAUGUGCCCCUGAAACGUAGGUCUGAAUGGAGAUGGGCUGCAGACCGAGCAGCUAUUGUCAGCCGCUGGAACUGGCUUCAGGCCCAUGUUUCUGAUUUGGAAUAUCGAAUUCGUCAGCAAACAGAUAUUUACAAACAGAUACGUGCUAAUAAGGGGUUGAUAGUCCUUGGGGAGGCACCUUUCCCAGAUCAUACAACAGACUUACUUUCACUUAGUUCUGAGGUGAAGACAGAUCAUGGGAGAGAUAAAUUGAUUGAGUCUGUUUCUCAGCCAUCAGAAAACCAUGGUAUCCCUGUUAGUAAUAUUACAGAGUCAUUGUCUACCAAAUCAUGUGGAGCACUGAGACCUGUCAAUGGAGUUGUUAACAGUCUUCAGCCUGUCCUGGCAGACCAAGUUCCAGGUGACAGCUCUGAUGCUGAGGAACAAUUACAUAAAAAGCAACGGCUGAAUUUAGUUUCUUCAUCUGAUGGCACGUGUGUCGCAGCCCGAACCCGGCCUGUACUGACCUGUAAGAAACGGAGGCUUGUUAGGCCUGGCAGCAGUGUUCCUCUCUCUAAGAAGGUUCACCGUAAUGUCCGCUCUGGCUGUGAUGUGAAUCCCUCUUGUGCACUGUGUGGUUCAGGCAGUGUGAACACCAUGCCUCCUGAAAUACACUAUGAAGCACCUCUGUUGGAGCGUCUUUCCCAGUUGGACUCCUGUGUUCACCCUGUGCUAGCAUUUCCAGAUGAUGUUCCCACAAGCCUGCACUUCCAGAGCAUGCUGAAGUCUCAGUGGCAAAAUAAGCCUUUUGACAAGAUCAGACCUACCAAAAAGUUUUCUCUUAAGCACAGGGCGACCAUGCCGUGCAGUCUGUCAGAUCCAGUUCGUAAAGACAGACACAAGUUGGUCAACUCCUUCCUUACAACAGCCAUGUUGAAGCAUCACACAGACAUGAGCAGUCCGAGCUACUUGACAGCUACCCACCAUCCACCGCACAGCCCCCUGGUGAGACAGCUCUCCACCUCAUCAGACACCUCCACACCCACCAGCUCGAGCUCACAAGUUGCAGCCAGCACGUCUCAGCCAGUGAGGAGGAGAAGGGGAGAGAGCUCAUUUGACAUUAACAACAUUGUCAUCCCAAUGUCUGUUGCUGCAACAACUCGUGUUGAGAAACUACAAUACAAAGAAAUCCUUACUCCCAGCUGGCGAGAGGUUGAUCUUCAGUCUCUGAAGGGGAGUCCUGAUGAAGAGAAUGAGGAGAUCGAGGACCUAUCUGAUGCAGCCUUUGCUGCCCUGCAUGCCAAAUGUGAGGAGAUGGAAAGGGCAAGAUGGCUGUGGACCACAAGUGUGCCACCCCAGCGUCGGGGCAGCAGGUCUUAUAGGUCAUCAGACGGCCGGACCACCCCUCAGUUGGGCAGUGCCAACCCCUCCACCCCACAGCCUGCGUCCCCUGAUGUCAGUAGUAGCCACUCUCUGUCAGAGUUCUCCCAUGGUCAAUCUCCUAGGAGUCCCAUUAGCCCAGAACUACACUCAGCCCCUCUCACCCCUGUGGCUCGGGACAGUCUGCGACACCUGGCCAAUGAAGACACCCGAUGUUCCACACCAGAGUUGGGACUAGAUGAACAGUCAGUCCAGCCAUGGGAACGACGGACCUUCCCUCUGGCCUACAGUCCCCAGGCAGAAUGUGACGAGCAGCUGGAUGCACAGGACACAGCAGCCCGCUGCACUCGCCGCACCUCAGGCAGCAAGACUGGCCGGGAGGCAGAGGUAGCACCCACCUCGCCUCCUGUUGUCCCCCUCAAGAGUCGGCAUCUGGCAGCAACAGUUGCAGCUCAGCGCCCAGCUCACAGAUGAGCAGAAAAUGAGACUAUACAGACUCACUACUAUUGGCAUUAAAGCUUCAGAAAUCUCUGCGUUUGAUAUUCAAACAUCAUAUGCUGGAAAUUUUCACAGUUUUUAGUGAAUUUAAGGAAUUUAGAUCCUCCUUUGGUUGGUUUGGUUUUGUUGUUUGUUUUCUUGUUCUGUUUUCAUGUCACACCUGAGCACUUCCUCCACUUGGCAGACAAGUUCAGGAAGAGACCCUGCUGGCCUGGUCCUGCAUAUCCUCUGCACUGUUGGAUCACUGGACUCGCAAUGAAUGAUCACCCCUCUCCCCUGCACCUGUGGGGUAGGGCGGGCCAGCCAAAUGGCAGCAGGUAGAUCAGCACAGCCUCCUUAGAUUAGGGGAGUAGAGCAAAAGCAGUCUGGGCUCUUUCCUUCCCUCCUAUCUGUGACUUGGCUUAGCUCUGGUUGGUCACCCCCUCCUUGGUCUUCUAGGAUGGAGCACCCCUCCAGCCAGCUCUGUUGGCUCUGUUGGCUAGCUCUUGUCACUGAAUUCUGGGCCAGCACGAUAGCUGGCUUCACCUUGUCACCUACACCGUGGCCCAUUUUCAGUUUCAUCUGCAUUUGGUAGUCCGUCUUGGCUCUUUGACUGCAGUGCCCUGCUGCAGCUGCUCAGGUCACCCUGCCCUACCUUCCCCAUUUUUUUCUCUCUCCAUCUUCACACAGAUAACGGUAGUCCUUCCAAUCAGAGCUUCUAUGACCCAUUCCCACUCCCCUACAAACUAGUAAGUCCAUGGAGUAUACAUCAUCACUUCUGUAUCAUGUUUUCACUGACGAGUUCACAUGUCUCCCUCACAGCCCUGUCAGACAGUCACUUAGACCCCCCCCUUCCCCUCCCCCUUGCCUGUGGAACGCUGUUGGUCCUAGCUGUGGUUUCCAUCAUUCCCCAUGAACCUCCUGUUAGCCUUGUGCCUGUCUUAUGUAUAAUCACAUCACCAAAAAAGGGGAGGGGGAAAGGAAUUUUCUUUUUCUGCCAUUUUAUAAUCGUACAAAAAUAGUAGGCAGACUGCUUAAUGGUUGGGGUUUUUUCACAAUUUUCAACAUUAGUGAUUUUUUUUUCUUUCUGUUUGCAAGUUAAAAGGUUUGUCAUUGUUUCUUUAAACAACAAUAAUGCACCAUAUCCCUAUGCAUAAAGUGCUUCUUCUAUUUAUAAGGUUGAAAAUUCUGAAUAACCCUUUUAGCAUUGUAAAAAACAAAAACAAAACAAAAAAACCAAAAAAGACAAAAAUUUAAAAAAACUUGUAUUUUGUAAAUAUUUUCUUUUCUGCUUUGAGCUGUGUAAUGGCAGCGAACAUGUAGCUGUCUUUGUUCUAUAGAAAUGCUUUUCUUCAGAGAAGCUGAUCUUUGUUAAUGUCAUGAUUCUGUUUGCAAAGCACAGACUAGUGCUUAAAAAAAAGGACGGAAAAAUGAAAAAAAUAAUAAUAAAAAAAAGAUACAGAGA